Molecule: messenger RNA, 6330 nt
Organism: Ostrinia nubilalis (European corn borer)
Lineage: Eukaryota; Metazoa; Arthropoda; Insecta; Lepidoptera; Crambidae
Product: proline-rich protein 12
Exons: 41
Coding region: 437-5650 (1737 amino acids)
Biological process (GO): negative regulation of translation
Cellular component (GO): nucleus; cytoplasm
Molecular function (GO): mRNA binding
Source: RefSeq, a predicted model, not a curated record
UCGAGUUGGUUUGGGGAAACUUCCUUUGACCAAGUACCUCUUAAAUUUUGCAGCAUCAGAAUAUACGUUUUCAAAAGGCAUAUGGCGGACGUUUUAUAUAUUUUUGCAUCGAAAACUGAUAAAUUCUUUUAGUUAUGAGUAUCUUGUGACCGCUAGAGCCUAUUUGUUAAAAUUAGCUGAUAAACGUUAGUUUUUAAAUGUGUAAAUAAGUCUAUUAUAUCUAGAGUCUUGUAAAUAUUGAUAGUAUUUUCAUGCGUGGACGUUUUUAUCCGUAUUGAAAAACGAAAAGUCUGUGAUAAUAAACAAUACCUUUAGGUGAUAGAAUAAUUUCCUGAACACUUUUGUAAAUAUUGUAAAGUUAUUUUAGACUUUUAGCAAAGUUAAUAUAUUGAGCGAAGACUGAAGAAUUGAGUGUUUGAUCUGAGACUUGCGAGCUAUGUCAGCUGUGAACCUAUUAUCGUCUUUGAAAGAGAAACCUCACGACGAAAGCCCAAAGGAUGGCUCUAAAUACGAAGGGGACGAGGAGUGCGUCGCGGCGAGCGGCGGCGGCGACCCGGCGGUGCUGGCGGUGGGGCCGGCGCGGCGGCCGCUCACCUACACGCGGGAGCAGCUGCUGCGGCUGCGGAACUCGCCGCUCGUCAAGGCCGGCCUCGAGACCGCCUUCGCCGGCUGCGAGGCCCUGGCGCUCGUGCUGAAGAGACGAGCCGACUCGCCCAACGAGGAGGACAAGGGAGCUAGGGGGGAUGCACCAAAUGAGAACCAUAAGGGUGUGUACGGUCGCGAGCGCGAGCGCCGUUCAGCGGACCCUCGCGAGCGGGUCCGCAAGGAGGGCUCUCCAGGCGGAGGCAUCGUGCUGUCCCCGCAGCGGCGCUCCUUCACGUCGGGCUGCGGCGCGCCCGCCGCCGCCGCGCCCGCCGCGCCGCCGCACCUCGCCGCGCGCACGCGACCUGACUCCCCGCUGUCUGCUGCGCACGCCGCGCACGCCGCGCCGCCCGCCAAGCCUGAUACGGGGCUCUCUAGGCGGGCGUCGUGCUGUCCCCGCAGCGGCGCUCCUUCACGUCGGGCUGCGGCGCGCCCGCCGCCGCCGCGCCCGCCGCGCCGCCGCACCUCGCCGCGCGCACGCGACCUGACUCCCCGCUGUCUGCUGCGCACGCCGCGCACGCCGCGCCGCCCGCCAAGCCUGAUACGGGCGGGCGUCGUGCUGUCCCCGCAGCGGCGCUCCUUCACGUCGGGCUGCGGCGCGCCCGCCGCCGCCGCGCCCGCCGCGCCGCCGCACCUCGCCGCGCGCACGCGACCUGACUCCCCGCUGUCUGCUGCGCACGCCGCGCACGCCGCGCCGCCCGCCAAGCCUGAUACGGGGCUCUCUAGGCGGGCGUCGUGCUGUCCCCGCAGCGGCGCUCCUUCACGUCGGGCUGCGGCGCGCCCGCCGCCGCCGCGCCCGCCGCGCCGCCGCACCUCGCCGCGCGCACGCGACCUGACUCCCCGCUGUCUGCUGCGCACGCCGCGCACGCCGCGCCGCCCGCCAAGCCUGAUACGGGCGGGCGUCGUGCUGUCCCCGCAGCGGCGCUCCUUCACGUCGGGCUGCGGCGCGCCCGCCGCCGCCGCGCCCGCCGCGCCGCCGCACCUCGCCGCGCGCACGCGACCUGACUCCCCGCUGUCUGCUGCGCACGCCGCGCACGCCGCGCCGCCCGCCAAGCCCGACGCGGGGCUCUCUAGGCGGGCAUCGUGCUGUCCCCAGCGGCGCUCCUUCACGUCGGGCUGCGGCGCGCCCGCCGCCGCCGCGCCCGCCGCGCCGCCGCACCUCGCCGCGCGCACGCGACCUGACUCCCCGCUGUCUGCUGCGCACGCCGCGCACGCCGCGCCGCCCGCCAAGCCCGAUGCGGCUUGGGCAAGUGUGCUGCAGAAUGCCGCGCGCUCGCGACUUGAUUCCCCGCUGUCUGCUGUGCACGCCGCGCCGCCCGCCAAGCCUGAUACGGCUAGGGCCAGUGUGCUGCAGAAUGCCGCGCGCACGCGACCUUUCCCCCCUGACUCUCUUAGAAGUGUCCCUUCGGUGCGAGUGCGCUGCGCGCGCACGCAAUCUAGUUCCCCGCUGUUAUCUGCGCACGCGCCGCCUGCGAAACCCGACACUGAAGUGUCCUUUCGUCGCGAGUGCGCUGCGAGCGCGCGCGAUCUGGUUCCGCGCUGUCAGCUGCGCACGCGGCGCUUCCCACGAAUUGCUACCAGGGCGGGCGUCGUGCUGUCCCCGCAGCGGCGCUCCUUCACGUCGGGCUGCGGCGCGCCCGCCGCCGCCGCGCCCGCCGCGCCGCCGCACCUCGCCGCGCGCACGCGACCUGACUCCCCGCUGUCUGCUGCGCACGCCGCGCACGCCGCGCCGCCCGCCAAGCCUGAUACGGGGCUCUCUAGGCGGGCGUCGUGCUGUCCCCGCAGCGGCGCUCCUUCACGUCGGGCUGCGGCGCGCCCGCCGCCGCCGCGCCCGCCGCGCCGCCGCACCUCGCCGCGCGCACGCGACCUGACUCCCCGCUGUCUGCUGCGCACGCCGCGCACGCCGCGCCGCCCGCCAAGCCUGAUACGGGCGGGCGUCGUGCUGUCCCCGCAGCGGCGCUCCUUCACGUCGGGCUGCGGCGCGCCCGCCGCCGCCGCGCCCGCCGCGCCGCCGCACCUCGCCGCGCGCACGCGACCUGACUCCCCGCUGUCUGCUGCGCACGCCGCGCACGCCGCGCCGCCCGCCAAGCCUGAUACGGGGCUCUCUAGGCGGGCGUCGUGCUGUCCCCGCAGCGGCGCUCCUUCACGUCGGGCUGCGGCGCGCCCGCCGCCGCCGCGCCCGCCGCGCCGCCGCACCUCGCCGCGCGCACGCGACCUGACUCCCCGCUGUCUGCUGCGCACGCCGCGCACGCCGCGCCGCCCGCCAAGCCUGAUACGGGCGGGCAUCGUGCUGUCCCCGCAGCGGCGCUCCUUCACGUCGGGCUGCGGCGCGCCCGCCGCCGCCGCGCCCGCCGCGCCGCCGCACCUCGCCGCGCGCACGCGACCUGACUCCCCGCUGUCUGCUGCGCACGCCGCGCACGCCGCGCCGCCCGCCAAGCCUGAUGCGGGUCGCCGCAUAGGAUCCGGCCGCAUCAUGGUGCGCGACGUGCCGGCCAGCGGUUGGGAAGACAACGAGUAUCGCGACCGCGUGGCCGAGCCCUACCGACCGCCGCGCGACCGCGACAACCGCGCCAAUGGAGACAGGUAUGACCGUCGGUCGUUCAGCCGAGACUCCUACUCCUCUGACAUCAAGAGGGAACGGGACGAUCGAUUCAACAACGAGAAGGGACGCGACAGAGAGGACAACCGUAGAUCUGGUGGUCGCUUCUCUCAACGCCGAUUUGAGAAGGAAGAUGAACCCGAAUGGUUUAGUGGAGGGCCGACAUCUCAACACGACACGAUCGAGCUGCGCGGUUUCGACGAACCGGUCAAGAAGAAUGGUGCAACGAACAACAAAGAGACUGACAAAUGGAACAACAGUGGCGGCGCGCGGUCGCCGGCGGCGGAGCGUUGGCGCGAGCCCUCGCCCGCACCGCCCGCGGAAUCGCCCAACACUAGCAAUGACAAGGAUUCCGGCGUGGAGUCGAAGGCGGAGGAGCCGGCGGCCAGCAACGAGCAGCCGGACUUCAACCUCGACGAGUUCCUCAAGUUCGACACCAUACCUGACGUGCUCACGAACGGCACCGGGGAGUCCGAGGGUGGCAGCCGAUUCAGCCGCUGGUUCCGCCGCGAGAGCCCCACCAACGACGCGCGCCACUACGAGCGAUUGCUGCACAACAUGGUUGACGACCUGGACGAGCCAGUGCGGCCUACGCCGGGCACGCCGAGCGCUGAAUCGCACGUGUUCGCGCCGAUCUCGCCGCCCGCGCACCCGCGCCCGCCUUCUCUGCUGGACUUGUUGCGACAGGCCAACGCGCAUAUUGAACCGCACCAAGGCAUGGGCGUGAACUCAGGCGUGGGCUCCAACGCGGGCAAGAUGCAGAGCCUGGAAGAACUGGAAGCGCGUUUGAGGCCGCAACACCCGCGCGCGCACCCGCCGCCCGCCGCGCCCGCACCCGCCGACCACGAGCUGGCGGCCUUCAAGCGCCUCGUGAGUAGACUCCCCCCCCGGCCGGCUGCGGAGCCUGGAGCACCCGCGCCCGCCGCGCCCGCGCCCGCCGACCACGAGCUGGCGGCCUUCAAGCGCCUCCCCCCCCGGCCGGCUGCGGAGCCUGGAGCACCCUCCCCCGCCGCGCCCGCGCCCGCCGACCACGAGCUGGCGGCCUUCAAGCGCCUCGUGACAGAUAGAAAUUCGGCCAACGACCCCAAGCUACCCAUCCUUAUCGCCCCCACCGCGCCCGCGCCCGCCGACCACGAGCUGGCGGCCUUCAAGCGCCUCGUGAGUAGACUAAGACUAGCGCCCGCGCCCGCCGACCACGAGCUGGCGGCCUUCAAGCGCCUCCUGGCGCAAGUAUCUGGAGGACACGCGGUGCCGGCGGCGCCGGAGCGCCAUCCUCCGCCGCAGCCGCAGCCCAUGAGCCUGUUGCAGAUGUUGAACAAGAGCAUGGAGCAGCAAAAGGCCCAGCAGCAGCAGCAGCAGCAGCAGCCGCAUAUCCCGCAGGAGCUCCUAUACAAGCUCCUGCAGGUACAGCAGCGGCAGCAGCAGCAGCAGGCGGGUGAAAUGGGGCUCCACAGCGCUGACCGCGAGCUCUUACAGCGGCCUGAAGCGCAAGCGCUUGUUCACGGCUUGAAGGCAGGCGAGAUCACGGUCCAGCACAUCAUGCAGCAGCUCAGCAACCCGGGCCUGCAGAGCCGCCACCGCGACGUGCUGCUCACCAUCCUGCGGCUGCAGCACCAGCGCCAGAUGGGCGGCUCGCCGCUGCCCAGCGUGGGCGUGGGCGCGGCGCCGCACCUGGUGGUCCCGCCGCACCACCAGCCGCUCCGCCUGUCGCCGCUGCCUCACCCCAGCGAGUAUAAUGGCGUACCCGCACGUAUCCCGUCGCCGCGAGAGUUAGCCGCGCAUACACAAAGCAUCAUGCAGGGAGCGCUCAUCAAGAAGAAGCUGGAGGAGCAGCGCGAGAACUACCGCCGCCGCCACGAGGCGCCCAAGCAGCCCACUCCCAUCUCCUUCACGCCCACAUCUGUGUUGCGCAAAAUGACCGCCGAGAAAGAAUCAGAGGCGCCCAGCCCAAAGCAACAGUGGGCGCAGCCGCCCAAGAUGCCCCAAGGGCGGCCAAUCGUCAAGGGAAACCAGAGUGGAGCGGCACCAAUGGGCUACGGUCAGUCACAGUCCGAAUACCAGCAGCACUAUCUUAACCAACAGCAGAUGGUCGGUGGAGGACGUCCAUUUCCUCACCCACAGCAAAGACAGCAAGUACCUAAUUCGUACAACAACAUGAACAACAUGGCGCGAGGCAUGGUCGGGGGCACCACGCUGCAGCAGCUCCUCGUGCAGUCCCACCAGAACCGCCUCAAUGAAAUGGGCGGCGGGUCCGGCGGCGGCGACAACCAGCUAGCUCGCUGGUUCUCGCCGGAACUUCUCGCGCGUGCGUCCGCCGGCAAGCUGCCUUCAGUCCACGUGCCCAACGCGCUGUCGCUCGAAGACCUGGAGCGCCACCACCACUCGCCCGCGCCUCCGCUGCGCAACUGAGCCAACUGAGCCAACCGAGCCACCGAGACGACCGCUGAGCUGAUGAGCACCCACCACUACGAAUAACCGCGCCGAUACGCUCUAAUUUUGCACACAAAGCUUUAUAAGUGACUUGAAAGAUUGAACUGUCUUACUAGAAAUCAAAUCAAUAGACAUGGAUAGUUUGAGUGAUAUUCUGCUUUGUGUGCAAAAUUGACAAGUAGUAUUGGCGCGGACGAUACAGGGCUGCGAUCGGUAGCCGGAUGUUGGUCUUUUUUGCUAGUUUUGAAAUCGAAUCGGGAUUUCUACCGUGUAAUGUAUCGCUCGUAUUCGGUGAGAUGUUACGAUGAGCUGUUUUAUGUUCCUGUUUAAAGAUGUAAUGUUGUGCAAGAUAGGAAUUCCGGUUUGAUCUAGUUUUAGAUUGAUUGAAGUGUUUGAACGGAUGAGAGUAAAGUAUCGGCGGGCCGAAAACAUGGCGGUAUUAGAACGAAUGAAUUUUCACUGACAAGAAAUGUUUUUGAUUGGUAAAAUUCACAACGCGCGAGCGUAUUUGACGGUGUAAUUGUGUCCUUUAAAUUCGGCUACCGGUUGUGAACUCACCCUGUAUACUCGGUGACUACUAUCGCCAGUCAUACAUAUGAGCCCUUUCAGAUCCUAUUGUGAUGUUGUGAUUUUGUUGAAAAAAUUCCCAGUACUUUAAA